Messenger RNA from Quercus lobata, 694 nucleotides. Its product is annotated as SH3/FCH domain protein. The transcript has 4 exons. Lineage: Eukaryota; Viridiplantae; Streptophyta; Magnoliopsida; Fagales; Fagaceae. Bases 116 to 349 code for a protein of 77 amino acids. The record is from RefSeq and is a predicted model, not a curated record. Gene Ontology annotation, cellular component: chloroplast; respiratory chain complex I.
GUUGUUAACAGAGACAGACCCCAAAAACGUUGUAUUAUAUCGCACGCACACCAUCUUUGAUUCGCAUCUCUGUCUCAGCGCACCUUCUGCAAAUCUUUCCAGAUCUCUAUCCGCCAUGGCCUCUUCCUCCAAUCCCUCAAGCCAAGAGGCUGCUAUACGGAGGCAAAACAAGGGACCCCCAUAUAAGUUCUUGGUCCCUCUUAUCUAUGCUCCUGUACUUCCUCUCAUUCGACUCUCCCUGAGGAAGAAUCCGGUUUUGAGGGACCGUUUGUUUACUAUUGUGCUGGCUGGGGCAUUUGCUCAUGGCUUUUAUUUGGUAACAGAUAUAUACGAUGCCGAGAGCAAGUGAUGCAUGGCGCAUGGGUUGAUCUGUUGGCCUACAGAGUACAGCCAACUAUAAUAUAUUUGCGGAUCUUGUUCAGAUGUUUUGGUUGCACCAUGAGGUUAGGAAGAUUUUAAUAUUGUAUUUUUCUCAUUCCAUUUAUUGUGGAGUGGUUACAGCAUAUUGUACUUUUAUUUUUUACCCUUAAGCCAAAAAUAUGAGAUCAACAUCCAGUGUUGCAUCUGUGGCAGCAAUUUGAAAUAAUUACCAAAUGGACAUGGUGCUUUACUAAAUCAUAGAUGCUCAAUUAUUUGAAACAUUAUUAUUAAUAUUGAUGAUUAAAAUACCAAUGGACCUGAUACGUAUGAGUUA